This is a messenger RNA of Loxodonta africana (African savanna elephant), 6399 nucleotides long. It is a transcript of the gene SKA2, whose product is annotated as spindle and kinetochore associated complex subunit 2. Gene Ontology annotation, biological process: mitotic cell cycle; cell division; chromosome segregation. The record is from RefSeq and is a predicted model, not a curated record. NCBI's taxonomy places the organism in Eukaryota, Metazoa, Chordata, Mammalia, Proboscidea, Elephantidae. Gene Ontology annotation, molecular function: microtubule binding. The transcript is spliced from 4 exons. The coding region runs from base 365 to 712 and encodes 115 amino acids. Gene Ontology annotation, cellular component: spindle microtubule; outer kinetochore.
CAUGCCAUCCACGGUGUCUGUGGAAGAUUUUGUGUAAUUGGCUGGUGCUUCUUCCGAUGCACCAAUCGCAAGGUCUUCUCUGCGGAGUCCUAACUAUGAAAUUGAAAGUGGCGAAGAGAAAACAGCCAAUGAAAAAAAAGUGUACAGCAGCCAAUCCUCCUGCGGCAUUUUGUGUCUUUGCCCAACAAAAAAAUGUGUUUCAUGCGGAGGGGCGUUACCCAGUCUCCAAUGGGCGGGCGUCGGUGAAACUGGACAGCCAAUGAGUGUGAGACGUUGAGUGACAGCUGUCCAAUAGGGACCUUCAGUGCUUGUACGGUUUGUGGCUUAAGCGCCGCCGCGGUCUGAGGAAUGUCAACUAUUCAACAUGGAGGCGGAGGUCGAUAAGCUGGAACUGAUGUUCCAGAAAGCUGAUUCUGAUCUGGAUUGCAUUCUGUAUAGGCUGGAAUAUGAAAUCAAGAACAAUCAUCCGGAUUCAGCUGGCGCGAAAAAUCCAGUUACACUCUUGAAGGAACUGUCAGCAAUAAAGUCUCGAUAUCAGACUUUGCAUACACGCUUUAAACCAAUUGCUGUUGAACAGAAAAAGACUAAGGACCACAUUUGUGUUACUUUGAAUAAGACUAUGACCAUGAUACAAGAACUACGAAAGCUAAUUGAGCUGGAGGUGAAUAGAGACCGAUUGUUGUACCUUGGAUGGGCUCUUGCAGGCUUUUAAAGCCCCAGGUACUACGCAGUGAACGAGGAGGUAGAACAGAGACACUAAACAGAGGCCAAUUAAUUGGAACGUCCCAUGAAACCAUGACCCUUAAGCCUCCCAAUGAAGGAAUGAAAUCCCAUGAGGUAUUUGGUUGUACAUAAGCAGCCUCAGCAGCUACUCUUUUUUUUUUUUUUUUUUGGUUGUUAUUAUAAAUACAUCUAUCACACAACUUUUGCCAGUUCGACUUUUUACAGGUUUACAACUUAUUGAAAGCAAAUACAUUAAUCACCUGUGUAACUCUACCCUUAAUCAGUGUGAUUUUUCCAGUACUUAAACUGAAACUAAGCGCUGCAUAAACAAACACCCCUCUGUUCCCUCUACCUCUAGCUCUAGUAACCACUAAUAAACUUUGGUCUCUAUAUAUUUGCUUGUUCUUGUCUUUUUAUAUAAGUGAGGUCAUACGAUAUUUGUCUUUUUGUGAUUGACUUAUUUCAUUCAAGACUUCGUUUAUCAAGACUUCAUUUCUUCCUGGCUGAGUAGCAUUCCAUUGUUUGUAUCUGCCACAUUUUGUCUAUUCAUCCAUUGAUGGGCAUUUAGGUUGUUUCUACCUUUUGGCUAUUGUGAAUAGUGGUGCAAUGAAUAUUGGUGUAUAAGCAUCUGUGCAAGUCUCUGCUUUCAAAUCUCUUGGGUAUAUACUUAGGAGUGGAAUUGCUGGGUUGUAUUGUACUUCUAUUUUUACUUAUCUGAAGAACUGCCCUACUGUUUUUUGCAACGGCUGUACCGUUUUGCAUUCCCACUAGCAAUGGAUAAAGGUUCCAAUUGUGGAUAAUACUUUUAGUUGAUAUGUUGGAUUUGCAUAGUUUUCAUUCUGAGUGUUGCUCUGAAAGAUAAACGCUCAGUAAUUUGCAUUUUGAAAUUUUACAGUCAAUUUGCUGAAUUGACAGAUAGAAAUGAGAGUUUCUUAUGUGUUCCUAGAGCACUUUAUACCUUUAUCAUAGCACAUAACUUACACGUUCAGCCUAGAGUUAGAAUUACCUGGCUGUAUUUUACUACCUUAUUAGACUGUAAGCUGUAAAGUUAGAGUACGGGACUGGGGGAUUAAUACCGGUAGUCCACCAGAAGGUACAGUGACUUAUACUAAAGUGGCCUUAAGUGAUGACUCAUUGAGUUGAAUCACUUAGUGCAUUUCCGUUUUCAUUCUUACGAGGGGGGCAUUCCUGGAAAUAGGCCUUAAAUCAGUAAAUUUUAUGCACUAUGACAUUUCAGUGAAGGAGAUUUUGGGGGAGGGGUAGACAGAGGAAGGAGGAAGACUGCUUACUUUGAGGUACUUCCAUUCCUGGUCCGGAUAAUUAGCCAUUUCUUUCUGAUUGUGCCUAGUAUAUUCCAGGCACUUCGUUUCUGUGCAGAAGAAUUUUGUGUGCUUUUUUUCACAAACUACACCCCCAUUGUAUCAGUUCAUGUCAUCACUCACUCAUGCAACAAGUCUGAGUCUUCUGUCUUCCCUUUUUCUUACUUCCCUCAUCCAGUCUCCAGCUAAGUCCUGUCAGUUCUACCUCAACAAUCUUUCACAUCUCUUUCCUCCUCACCUUGGUAAUUUUAAUAGCCUCUCAGCUUCUCUUCUCACCCCCCAGCCUACCUUAUACACAAUAUUAGAGUCAUCUUACAGAAACAUAGCUCUGACCAUGUAUCCAUAUUAUUUAUGUGUUCUGUCUCCCCUACUAUACCGUAAGCUCCUUAUGGGUAGUAUCUGUGCCUGAGUCAUUAUUAUAUCUCCCAUAGCACCUAUCAAUAAAUAUUUCUUGAGUGAACAAAAAAACGAGAAAAGAAAUGAGACUUUCUUGAUUCCCUAAAGCAUAGUAGCUGAUACUCUUUUCUCCUCUUACUUUAAGGCAAGCAUGUGGUCUUGACAUGGUUAAUGAAGAGGUGUGCUGUCUUGGAUUAUGUAACCAUGUCUAUAACCAAACAGCUCUAUGAGCCUAGAGUUCAAAAGACAUUCAAGGUAGAUAGACUUUGUAAAGGAAUAUCAAGUAUAAAAAGGUGUACAUCAGUCACAGGGACAGACCUGUGAGAAUAGUUAGGAAAGCCGAAGGCCAGAUUGAGCUGAGGCCUCCGAAAUUUUCUAAAAUAACCAAAAGGUCCUUUAAAGUUAUUUUGGGAGCAUGAAGAACAAGAGAGGGAUGAAUGUGCUUAGGGCAAAUAGUGCUUUGUUUAUAGACAAGAGAAAGUAAACAGAAAGUAAAACUGUUCGGGUAUUAUCUUGUAACGAUCUUUAUUAAUGAGAGUGGUUUUCCAUGUGGAAGGGUAGGAACAUGUAUUUUGAGAAGCACUGAAUUGAUAAUAUUAAAUAAUAAAUAAGGCAGUGAGAACAGAGAAAGAGGUGUGAGCAAGGGUAUACACACAGAUUUCUUCAUCUUUCUUAGUUGAUAUGAAGACACUGAUGUUUAAGUAUACUUAAUUACAGAAGUAUAUGUAAUUACACAGUUCCUGAGGCUAGGAGUCCGAAUUCAGAGCACCACCCCCAGGGAAAAGCUUUCUCUCUUUAUUGGCUUUGGGUGAAGGUCCUUGUCAUCAGUCUUCCCCUGGGUCUAGGAAUUUCUCAGCAUAGGGAUCCUGGGUCCAAAGGACAUGCUCCGCUCCACUCUUGGCUCUUCUUUCUUGGUGGUAGGAAGUCCCUCCUCUCUGCUCACUUCUCUCUCCUUUUACCUCUUGUAAGAUAGGUGUGACUCAAGCGAGAGUGGUGUAUCCUACCCUAAUCCUCAUUAACAUAACCUAAUCAUGGCUCAUUAACAUUUUUUUUUUUUUUAAAUCAUGGCUCAUUAACAUAAUGGACAAACUAAAAAAACCAAACCCAUUGCUGUCAAGUUGAUUCCAACUCAUAGUGACCCUAUAGGACAGAGCAGAACUGCCCCAUAGGGUUUCUAAAGAGUGCCCGGUAGAUUCAAACUGCCGAACUUUUGGUUAGCAGGCUAACUCUUAACCACUACACCACCAGGUUUCCUAACAUAAUGGACAAUUCACUCCCAAAUAGCGCCAUAACCACAGGCAUGGAGGCUAGGAUUUACAACACAUAAUUACAUCAGAUCGCAAAAUGGAGCACGACGGCACAAUACUGGGAAUCAUGGCCUAGCCAAGUUUACAUGAAUUUUGGGGGAACAUAAUUCAAUCCAUGAUGGGACCUAACCACCCCCCCCCAAAAAAUAACAAGAAACAGCAAAACAGAAAUAUAGCAAAAAAUAGAAAAUAAAAGCAUUCAAAAUUGUGUAGUAUUCCAUUGGAACUCCAAAACCUUUGAGUAAAGGGAAACAAAACAAAACAGUUCUACAGACUUUAGAAUGGUUAACUUGACCUUAAUCUCUGGAAAAAUUCUUUGAAGUUUUAUUGAACAGAUGGCCUGAAAACUCUUGAACUGUAAUUACAUGCAGCAACAUGGAUUCAUGGAGAACAAACAAUUCUUGCCAGAAUAAUCCCAUUUCCUUUUUUUAAGGGUAGAAGAGGAAAAUAUUUGAGUUGUAGUAAGGCACAUGUCUUGGAAGAAGUAUAACCAGAAUGCUCCUUAGAAGCAAGGGUGGUGAGACUGCAUCUUAUACACUUUGGACAUGUUGUCAGGAGGUAUCAGUCCCUGGAGAAGGACAUCAUGCUUGGUAAAGUACAGGGUCAGCAGAAAAAAAGAAAGACCCUCAGUGAGAUGGAUGACACAGUCACUGCAACAAUGGCCUUGGGCAUAACAACAAUUGUAAGGAUGGCACAGGACUGGGCAGUGUUUCGUUCUGUGGUACAUAGGGUCACUAUGAGUUGGAACCAACUUGACAGCACCUAACAACAACAACAAAGGCAUAUGAUUGUCUUUCAUUUUAUCCAUGCAAACAUUUUGGUCAAAUAUGGGCUUGUUUAGUAGUUGCCAAAACUGUUUGCAUAUCUGAAUCAUGUAGGUACUUGAGCUCUUCACCUAGAGCUGGGCUGUCGAAUAGUCACAUAUGGCUAUUAAAACUCCAAACCCAUUGUUUUUUGGUUGAUUCCAACUCAUAGCGACCCUAUAGCACAGAGUAGAACUGCGCCAUAGAGUUCCCAAGGAGCAGCUGGUGGAUUCAGACUGCUGACCUUUUGAUUAGGAGCCAAGGUCUUAACCACUGUGUCACCAGGGCUCCUCACAUAUGGCUAUAUAAAUUUAAAAUUAAAUUAAAGUUUUAUAAUACUUAAAAUUUUUAGUUUGUAGUCACUCCUGAGGUUCACCCUUCAUCCAAAGAUUAGAUAGGCCCAUAAAUCAAAACAAGACUAAAGGGGCACACCAGCCCAGGGGCAAGGACUGGAAGGCAGGAGGGGACAGGAAAGCUGGUAAUAGGGAACCCAAGACUGAGAAGGGAGGGUGUUGACACAUUGUGGGGUUGUUAACCAAUGUCAUAAAACCAUAUGUGUACUAACUGUUUAAUGAGAAGCUAGUUUGUUUUGUAAACCUUCAUCUAAAGUACAAUUAAAAAAGAUUUUUUUUUUUUAGUUCCUUUGGUACCAACUGGGUAGAAUAUUUUCAGCAUCAUGGAAAGUUCUCUUGGUCAGUGCUGCCCUAGAGAUUCUGAUUCUGUAGGUCUGAGUUGUUCCAGAUUUGGCAGUCUCUUUAGAGAUGACCUAUAUAGUUAGGCAGAUUUGUAACUACUCGAGUGACUCUUCAGUUUGUGGCUCCUGUUAUUUUCUCAUAUAAACCUUUAUUUUAGCCAGCCUGUUUGUUGGUACUCUGUGAAAGUUGCUUACCACUUCCCUUCUUUCUCUGUGCUUUUGCUUCUACCUACUUUUAGUGGAUAUUGUUGGCUGUUUGCUUUCUCAAAAUCUCUUCUCCCUUGCUGCUUAUCAGAGCACUGACUUCUUCAGAUGCAUGCUUUCUGUCACAGCCAUAUGCCUGAGGUGAAGCAGACUCCGUCCUCAGCUCCAAGGAUGUACCUGAUUGGCAAGGGGAAUGGAUUUUCCUUUAACCAACAUUGGUUCAGGAAUGGACUUGUAACCCUAUGUCAUGCAAGGAUGGAAAGUCUGGAAGUGGGUAACUAGGGAGAGUUUCCUUACUGCUGGGAAGAGAAAGUUCUUUUUCUUCCUUUGAAUGUUGUGUAUAGAUGUGAUGCCUAGCGCUGCUAGAGCCGUUUUGCUGUCAGCUUGAGGAUAAAGUCACCAUCAAGGAUAUCAGAGCUGUAAGAUGGAAAAACCAAAGCCUUACUUUGUUGAGCUGCUGAAUAAACCAACUCUGAAUCUCCCCUUCUUCGGAAUUUACUGUGCAAUGAUAAUAAACUUCCUUAAAGCCACUUUUAAGUUGUGUUAUUACUUGCAGCUGAAAGCAUCUUAAUUAUCCUCCAAAAUUUAGCCCAAGUGUCUGCUUCUCUGGGAAAACUUCCAGACAAUUUUUAUUCACAAUCUCUUUUUUGUUUUCAUAAUACUUUUACAAUGUGGCACUCAAACAUGAUUUCUUUGGUUAACAAAUUAUAGUCCUUACAUUGUUUCAUUUCUUGGUCUUGUUUCUUCAACUUGAUUGCAAGUUCCUUGAAAACUCAAACUUUGUAGUACCUUGUGUAUAGAUAGCCAAAUGUCUGUUUUCCCCCUGCCUUUCUAAAUUUGUGAUCAGUACAUGGUAUAAGCUUAUAGAAAUAUUUGUUGGUGUGCCAAAGUCAAAGUUAAUUAAAUUAAUUCACCAGUCUUUAAAGGUUUCGAACUAAAGAUUUUGUCAUUUG